UUGAGUAUAUACCUUCUUGAUAGUUGAUACACAGUCACAAUAAAAUACAUUAUUAUUAUAAUAUUAUUUGUUUAGUCUUUAUGUUUAUUGCUAUAAACCAAAUUUGUCCAGUGCUUAUAUUUGUUAUUAUAUUCUACACUAAACUCAGAUGUAUAUUUAGGAAUAGCUAAAAUUAUAGUGCUGAGUUUUUAAAUUUAAACAAAAUAAUGAAUGACAUACUGAGACCCGAAUUGAUUUGGAUCGAAGGAAGAUGCUAUAGAGUAAACGAUCCCAUAACUAAUGUUACAGCGUUUCAAGAGCAAGAUUUGUACGAAACUGAAUUGCCAUACAAUGAGAUUGAUGAUGAGGAAGAUGAUGAUGAUGAUGAUCUUGCUGAAAUAACACAAGUGGAUAACAGUAGAUACUAUACCAGUUUUCAUGUUUCUAAGCACUAUUUAGGGUCAAUUAUUGGUAAAAAAGGUGCUACUGUGAGCAGAAUUGGCCGAGAUACAAGAACUGAUAUUAAAAUACCGAGACAUGGAGAAAAUAAGGAUAUUUCUAUAUAUGGAUCAAGUGUUUCUAAUGUUAAAGCAGCUAAAAGAAGAAUAAAUAUAAUUGUUAUUUCAUCUCGAAUGAAACAAAGAUCCACACACUUUAUAUCAAUUCCUUUGAAUCUUCCAAAUAUUAUUAAACAGUUUGAAAACUUUAAGGAGCAUGUUCUUCGUGACUGUGUAAGUAGAGGCUUAGAAGAAUCUUUGUUUAUUAGAGGAGAGAAACUACAUCUAACUGUUGGUGUUAUGUGCUUAAUGGAUAAUGAGGAGCGUCUGACAGCCUCAAAAUUACUCACAGAAGCCAGAGAAAAAUGUAUAAUGCCACUGCUCAGUGAAUAUCAGCCUCUUCAAAUAAGAUUGAAAGGAUUAUCAUAUAUGAACGAUGACCCUAAGGAGAUAAAUGUUUUAUAUGGUUGUGUUGAAGAGGUCAAUGCUCCUUCGGGAUUAGUUCAGAGAAUUGUUGAUUCUAUUGUAUCACAUUUCUAUAAAGCAGGUUUCAUGGAUAAAGAAUAUGAUCGUGAUCAUGUCAAACUGCAUGUCACAUUAUUGAAUUCAAAAUAUAGAGGAAGAGACAAAGGUAUGGAUGAGGAAGCUAUUUCAAAACAAAGCAAUAAACGAGAAACGUUUGACGGUUCUCAAAUACUAUCAAAGUUUUCUGAUUACGAUUUCGGCACCACAGAGCUGAACAACAUACAUUUAUCUCAACGCAAAUCUACGGGACCCGAUGGAUAUUAUCAAUCAACAUGUGUUAUUUCUUGUAGAAUAUAAAAAGUUAUAAAAAAGUA
This is a messenger RNA of Vanessa tameamea, 1315 nucleotides long. RefSeq names its product activating signal cointegrator 1 complex subunit 1. The transcript is spliced from 7 exons. Gene Ontology annotation, cellular component: nucleus. The record is from RefSeq and is a predicted model, not a curated record. Gene Ontology annotation, molecular function: RNA binding. Bases 207 to 1298 code for a protein of 363 amino acids. Lineage: Eukaryota; Metazoa; Arthropoda; Insecta; Lepidoptera; Nymphalidae. Gene Ontology annotation, biological process: DNA alkylation repair; regulation of DNA-templated transcription.